AUGGCACAGCUUCUCAGAGCUAUUAGGAAUAUUAUUGCAACGUUUCACAGCUACAGCAGCGCUAGCACCCCCUGCAACAAACUUAACAUUGAAGAGUUCAACAACUUGAUUCAGAAGGAGUUUGCCAAUAUUAUUGAGGUAUUGCUAAUCAAAUUGCCAUCUGCUCAGUUUUAAUGGGUGGUCUUUAUACAGAGACCCCUAUCGUGCAUCUAUUAUAGUAAAUAUGAAAUAGUAGUUCAGAAAACAAUUUAUGGACUGUAGUGGUUAUGGUGGCACCAUACCACUUUUAAGGGGAGAACAAUUUUUUCAAACAGUUCGAUGCUUCCCUGGGUUUCCUGGGAACACACGUUCUGGCACCACUUGAUGGAAUAUUUUUAACAAAUGGAAAUUCAUCUUCCACUUUAUAAAUAUCAAUUGAGUCCAACUUUGGACAAAACAAAUUAGCUGAGUGUCAGCUAACACUAUCAGCCAAUUAAUUCCAUCCAAAGACAGACUGGACUUAAACAGAUCAUGUAUAAUGUAACAUCUGCUUUAGCAAUAUCAGUGAUGAAGGUCUGGACUGAUGUGAAAUCUGGUAAAUGUCAAACUGUCAGAAAACAGUGGGUAAACACCUGGGGACUCCUAACAACAUAACUGCUACAGGACACUGAACUGGUUAUGGUGCUUUGAGUAGCCCUUUAUGCUUGAAUAGCCAAUAUUGAUGGAAAUCUUGAUGUCUGUUCAUGUGGCGUACAUUUUGCAUGAUAGUUCAUUUUAUUGCAACCUAGUUCAUAUUUGUAACAAUUUGAAAGUACAGAUUCUAUUCUCUCUGUGCACACGCAUGUACAUUCUUCAUACUGCAAGUCAGGACUUUUAAUAUGUUGCCAACCAACCUAAAGGAAUAAAUUAAGGCAAGAAAUCUGCAGAUCUGGCAACCUCGCACCCAGCUUACACCUCACAGAUUGCUCAUUCCCCAGAGAAAAUUGUAUAAGCUAACUAAAACUGGAAUACGAGAACACUCUGAACACACACCUUGUGUAUAGCACAUGGCAGAAGAUGUGACAUAAUUAGUUUGGAUAUAAAUACAGGGCUGGGAUAUCAUCUCGCCCAAUUAUUUAGUAGCACUCUUGGGUGGGUUAGGGGCAUGCUAGUGCACACUGCUGUAAAGUGUGCAGCGUUUCGUGAUCAAAUGGUUUACUAAUUUAAGGUGGCAAAAAAAAACACAAUUUAGUACUUAUUUAUCACAAACCAUGAUCUCCUUAUAAGCUUAUUUUAUUUUAUUUUUUGUGACAGACAAAAAUGCAAAUAUGACAUAGGAGUUUUUCUGGAUUUAUUGGGUGUUCCCCAAAGCGUGUGGGUGUUGGCUCUCCUGGGUGUAACUGUUUAACCUAUCACGUUAACACAAUACAAUAAAUACUUGUGAUAGUCCAGAUAAUGAAAUACAAUUCUUAAAGGGACACUCUGAGCAUUAUAACUACAUAUGAAGGAGAUUUCUAUCACUGUUCAUCAUAUUCAAAUAUAGCUUUGCCUUGUGUCUGCACGGGGUGGGGUCCAUACAGCCACAACGUUUUUGCAGAUCCCCACAGCUAUAUGUCCCCACUCCAUACUGACAUCACAAUUCAUUAUAAUUUUCCCAUGGCUUCUUAGGACAGAGUCUGUACAUGCACAGCCUUAAAUAGCUGCAUUCAUGAAAAAUACAAUUAAGCUGACAGGCAAGCUACAAAAGGGUGCAGUUUCCACUCAGACAUUGUAUCACCAAUCCUGUUCAACAUUAGUAAUAUCUUUGUAUUUCCUUCUUAAAGGAACACUAUAGUCACCUAAAAUACUUUAGCUAAAUAAAGCAGUUUUAGUGUAUAGAUCAUUCCCCUGCAAUUUCACUGCUCAAUUCACUGUCAUUUAGAAGUUAAAUCACUUUGUUUCUGUUUAUGCAGCCCUAGCCACACUUCCCCUGGCUAUGAUUGACAGAGUCUGCAUGAAUAAAAAAAAAAAAAAAAACUGGUUUCACUUUCAAACAGCUGUAAUUUACCUUAAAUAAUUGUAUCUCAAUCUCUAAAUUGAACUUUAAUCACAUCCAGGAGGCUCUUGCGGGGUCUAGCAAGCUAUUAACAUAGCAUGGGAUAAGAAAAUCUUAAUUAAACAGAACUUGCAAUAAAGAAAGCCUAAAUAGGGCUCUCUUUACAGGAAGUGUUUAUGGAAGGCUGUGCAAGUCACAUGCAGGGAGGUGUGACUAGGUUUCAUAAACAAAUGGAUUUAACUCCUAAAUGGCAGAGGAUUGAGCAGUGAGGCUGCAGGGGCAUGUUCUAUACACCAAAACUGCUUCAUUAAGCUAAAGUUGUUCAGGUGACUAUAGUGUCCCUUUAAGCAAUGGCAGCAUUACAUUAGUGUUGUGCAUUUUGUAAGUUUGAUGACUUUGUGUUCGGCUACAUCUUUCAAGAAUGGCAAUGUCCAUUUAUUUACAUAUACUUGCCAAGAAUUGUUGCAGUUACGUUGUCAAGCAUGGAAUGAUCUAAUUUCAGUUCUUAAAUAUAAACCUGCAAUAAUGUAUUAUUCUGGUGCAUCGUACAUGUCUCAUUAAUGUCGGGUUAGUAGCCCAUCAGUUGAAAUAGACAUUCUAGGUUAUUUCAUUUGGGGGAAUUUGUCUCCUGGCCCGUUUCCAUGUUAGCACCAAUUUCAGGUUACACCCUAGUAAUAUUUGGCUUCUUGCAUGUUUUGCACAUACAUUGAAUUUGUAUUUGCUGAUUUUGUGCACAAGAUGCUUGCCAGUGAGUAAAAAUGCUCAAACUUGUGGGAAUGUGGUGGGACUAGCCUGGCAUUAAUGUACAAAUGCAUGCUGUACUGACUGAUAGCCGGUUAGCCCGACCCAGGGCUGCACAUGCACAAAGCACUUUUGAAGGAUUCUGGGCAUGGGCUUCAGUUACAGGAACAUUUUAACUAUAGAAAAACAAACGUUUCUUUAAAUCUGUAGUGUGUCAUUGAUAGACUAGAAUUUCGAGACCCUUUUAAAAAAAAAAUACAAUUAAACUUACCUAUAAUUCUCCUACUGUGAAGUCAUGACGCUUGAUGACUAUUGUCCUGACAGAUACUUCUCAGGAUUGUGGACUUACUGCCCAUUGACAUGAAUUGGUAUGGAUAGAAGCAAAUGUGUCAUCUCUGCCUUAGCCAUACUUCCAGGUCGGGGCCAGGCUGUAGAUAGCCAGUUACACUUAUCCAUUGUUAAACUGCUCACAAAUGGUUUAACAGUGAGUGGAGGGACAGUGCCAGGGGACUCCAUGCACUAUAACCAAUUCAAACUUUUAAUGGGACGCAAUAAAGAGUUAAAAAAAGAAAGCAACACACACCCAGAUUAUCAUAAAUAAUUAUUACAUAAUUAAUUGUGUUAGACUGUUUACAUUAAAUAUCAUAAAUCAUGAUUAUGCUAAAAGCUAAAUUGGUUUGCAUAAUACCAAAAUGCAUGUAAAUAGCAGUACUAUUAUGUUAUGUAUAUAAUUGUACUGUAGAAUCAUAAUAAUUUAAUAAUACAAGCUGUAUAUAUUAGAGAUUAGAGUAUCUUUUGUUAUAUGAUUGCCCUCUCUGUCACAUGGUUCAACAUUUAGUAGCCAUGUACAGAGCAGCUCAGUGUGCCAAGCCUUCAUAAUGAGCAAUAUCCCACUGCAACAGUUUGGUUGAACCUCUCGGUUAAACCACUACCCCUGUGAUGUCACCAGCUACUAGGCUAGUCCUAUUAUUAUCGAAAGAAAGUAGAGAAAAGUAUCAUGUUUUAAACAAAACCUUGUUGAUACCUUAUCGAUAAAAAUGUGCUUUGGGUAGUUAUAUUAGCAAUACCAACAGAUUCCAAAGAGGGAUACUUCUUUUAAGAUUUCUUUUAAAAAAUAUUAAGCUGAUCUACUGUAAGUAUAUUGGUUAUUUUAAUUCAAAAAAAAUAAUGUUUCCAGGGAAAUUUAAAUAUAUAACUUGCAGUUCAUGCUUCUACCUUUUUGCCAAGUUUAAGAAUAACCACAACUCCUUUAAUUUAUUUUCUUUAUACCAGUGACACAUUCUCUAAUUCUCAGUCAAUGGGAAGUAUAAACUCUCAGACACCGUGGAAUUGCCUAAUAUGUAAUGUCAUAUUUGAUCCAAAAUAACAAUUUUUUUUACAUUUAGGACUCGAACAAUCCUCAAACUAUUAGGAAUAUCCUACAUUCCUUGGAUCAAAACAAUGAUGGAGCAGUGGAUUUUGAAGAGUUUCUUGAGCUAGUGUCAAAGGUUGGACUAGCGUAUUAUGAGGCUCUGGAAAGUAAAGGAAAAUGUACUAUAUGUGAGGAAAUCAAAGAAGCAGCCAAAGUAAAAGAAGAAAGAUCUGGUAAAGAUUCAGCAACACUAAUGACUAAAGAGCCCCAAAAACCUGACCAAGAAAAGGAAGGACUAAAGGAUCUGCCUCAUGAAAAACAAGAUUCAGCACAAUCACAGAUACAGAAAUCAGAUUCAACACAAACGAGAAAAAAUCAAGCACAGGCUUUGCAAGAUAUUUCUCAAAAACAUGAAUUGCCCAAGGAACAAAGCAAGUAUUCCAAAUAUGAUCAACCUCCAAAACAAACCAGUUCCCAAACACUGGAGACAGCCCCAGAUCAAAGUUUAUUUGUUCAACCAGAUCAAACCAAGAAACUGGAACAUAUUCAGAAGACUAAACCCACUCAGAAACAAGACCCAUUACAAAAACAAGAUCUAGAACAGAUACCAGACCCAACACAGGAAAGUGACCUAUCUUGGACAAAAUUAACACAAAAACAAGACACAACGCAAAAGCAAGACACAUCUAAUAAAUUAGAUUCAAUACAUGAACCAAGCCAUUUUCAGAAACUAGGUUUACAACAGAAAGAAGACAAUUCUGAGAAACAAGACCCAACUCAGAAACAAGAUCCAAAACAGAAAAAAGACUCAUCCCAGAAGCAAGACCAAAUAAAGAAACAAGACAAGACUCCAAAACACAAUUUACCAGAAACAAAAUACCCAGAACAGCAGCAUGAACAAUUUCAGUCACAAGAUACAACAAAGAAACAAGACCCAUGGCAAAAACAAGUUCAAACUCAAAAACAAGAUCUCACACAGAAACCAGAUUUAAAACAGAAAGAUGCUUUUCAGAAACAAGAUACUGCACAGAAAGAAAAGCCAUCUCAGAAGCAAGACACAACAGAAACCCAAUAUUCUUCACAGAAAAAAGACCAAACUCCACAACUAGAUUCCACACAUAAACAAAAUCAUACACCAAAACAAGUAUUUCAACAGAAGGAAGACAUUUGUCAGAAACAAGACCAGUUAGAAAAACAAGAUUACACUCCAAAACAAGACCCAACACAGAAGGAAGAACCCUCUCAGAAACAAGACACAACAAAGAAACAAGACACAGCACAGAAACAAGAUCACACACUAAAACAAGAUUUAAAACAGAAAGAUGACAUUUCUCAGAAACAAGACCCAGCACAGAAAGAAGCCCCAUCACAGGAACAAGACAUAAAGAAACAAGAGCCAGCACAAAAACAAGACACAACAAAGAAACAAGACUCAUCACAGAAACAAGAUUUAACACAGAAACAAGAUAUAAAACAGAAAGAUUACAUUUCUCAAGACCCACUACAGAAAGAAAAAACAUGUCAGAAACACGACACACAGCAGACACAAGACACAGCACAUAAACCAAAACAAGAUUUAAAACAGAAAGAUAACAUUUCUCAGAAACAAGACCAAGCACAGAAAGAAGAACCUUUUCAGAAACAAGACACAACAAAGAAACAACACCCAACAAAGAAACAAGACCCAUUGCAGCAACAAGAUCAAACUCCAAAACAAGAUUCAACACAGAAACAAGAUGUAAAACAAAAAGAUAAAAAUUUUCACAAACAAGACCAAUUACAGAAAGAAAAAACAUGUGAGAAACAAGACACACAACAGAAACAAGACCCAGCACAGAAACAAGAUGAAACACCAAAACAAGAUUUAAAACAGAAAGAUAUAAUUUCUCAGAAACAAGAGCCAGCACAGAAAGAUGAACCUUCUCAGAAACAAGACACAACAAAGAAACAAGAGCCAUCGUCGAAACAAGAUCAAAUUUCAAAAGACGAUUUAACACAGAAACAAGAUGUAAAACAGAAAGAAUGCAUUGUUCAGAAACAAGACCCAGCACAGAGAGAAGCACCAUCUGAGAAACAAGACACAAAGAAACAAGAAUCAGUACAAAAGGAAGCACAAUCUCAGAAACAAGAUAGCACUACACAACAAGAUACCACACCUAAACAAGAUUUAAAACAGAAAGAUGGCGGUUUUCAGAAACAAGACCCACUACUGAAAGAAAUAACAUGUAUGAAACAAGACACCAAACAGAAACAAGACGAAACACCAAAACAAGACCCAUUACAGAAAGAAGAACUUUCUCAGAAACAGGACACAACAAAGAAACAAGACCCAUCACUGAAACAAGAUCAAACACCAAAACAAGAUUUAAAACAGAAAGAUGACAUGUCUUGUAAACAAGACCCAGCACAGAAAGAAGCACCAUCUGAGAAACAAGACUCAAAGAAACAAGAAUCAGUACAUAAAGAACCACAAUCUCAGAAACAAGACCCAGCACAGAAACAAGAUGACACUCCAAAACAAGAUUUAACACAGAAGCAAGAUGUAAAACAAAAAGAUGACAUUUUUCAGAAACAAGACCCACUACAGAAAGAAAAAUCAUUUCAGAAACAAGACACGACAAAGAAACAAGACACAACAGAAAAACAAGAUCAAAUACCAAAACAAGAUCUUAAACAGAAAUAUGAAAUUUCUUGGGAACAAGAUCCAGCACAGAAAGAAGCACCAUCUGAAAAACAAGACCAAGCACAGAAACAAAACCAAACUCCAAAACAAGAUUUAACACAAAAACAAGAUGUAAAACAGAAAGAUAACAUUAUUCAGAAACAAGACCCACUACUGAAAGAAAUAACAUGUAAGAAACAAGACCCAUCACAGAAACAAGAUGAAACACCAAAACAAGAUUUAAAAAAGAAGGAUAGCAUUUGUCAGAAACAAGACCCACUACAGAAAGAACUUUCUCAGAAACAGGACACAACAAAGAAACAAGACCCAUCACUGAAACAAGAUCAAACACCAAAACUAGAUUUAAAACAGAAAGAUGACAUGUCUUGGAAACAAGGGCCACUACAGAAAGAAAAAUCAUGUCAGAAACAUGACACAGCAGAGAAACAAGAUCAAAUACUAAAACAAGAUCUUAAACAGAAAGAUUACAUUUCUUGGAAACAAGACCCAGCACAGAAAGAAACAUCAUCUGAGAAACAAGACUCAAAGAAACAAGAAUCAGUACAUAAAGAAGCACAAUCUCAGAAACAAGAUCCAGCACAGAAACAAGACCAAACUCCAAAACAAGAUUUAACACAGAAGCAAGAUAUAAAACAGAAAGAUGACAUUUAUCAGAAACAAGACCCACUACUGCAAGAAAUAACAUGUAAGAAACAAGACACACAACAGAAACAAGACACAGCACAGAAACAAGAUCAAUCACCAAAACGAGAUUUAAAACAGAAAGAUGACAUUUCUCAGAAACAAGACCCAUUACAGAAAGAAGACCUUUCUCAGAAACAGGACACAACAAAGAAACAAGACCCAUCACUGAAAAGAGAUCAAACACCGAAACAAGAUUUAAAACAAAAAGAUGACAUUUCUCAGAAACAAGACCCAUUACAGAAAGAACUUUCUCAGAAACAGGACACAACAAAGAAACAAGACCCAUCACUGAAACAAGAUCAAACACCAAAACAAGAUUUAAAACAGAAAGAUGAAGUGUCUUGGAAACAAGACCCAGCACAGAAAGCAGCACCAUCUGAGAAACAAGACUCAAAAAAACAAGAAUCAGUACAUAAAGAACCACAAUCUCAGAAACAAGACCCAGCACAGAAACAAGAUGAAACUCCAAAACAAGAUUUAACACAGAAGCAAGAUGUAAAACAGAAAGAUGAAAUUUUUCACAAACAAAACUCACUACAGAAAGAAAAAUCAUUUCAGAAACAAGACACGACAAAGAAACAAGACACAGCAGAGAAACAAGAUCAAAUACCAAAACAAGAUCUUAAACAGAAAUAUGAAAUUUUUUGGGAACAAGAUCCAGCACAGAAAGAAGCACCAUCUGAAAAACAAGACCCAGCACAGAAACAAGACCAAACUCCAAAACAAGAUUUAACACAGAAACAAGAUAUAAAACAGAAGGAUAGCAUUUUCCAGAAACAAGACCCACUACAGAAAGAACUUUCUCAGAAACAGGACACAACAAAGAAACAAGACCCAUCACUGAAACAAGAUCAAACACCAAAACAAGAUCUUAAACAGAAAGAUGACAUUUCUUGGAAACAAGACCCAACACAGAAAGAAACAUCAUCUGAGAAACAAGACUCAAAGAAACAAGAAUCAGUACAUAAAGAAGCACACUCUCAGAAACAAGACCCAGCACAAGCCCAAACUCCAAAACAAGAUUUAACACAGAAGCAAGAUGUAAAACAGAAAGAUUACAUUUUUCAGAAACAAGACCCACUACUGCCAGAAAUAACAUGUAAGAAACAAGACACACAAGAGAAACAAGAUCAACCACCAAAACAAGAUUUAAAACAGAAAGAAUACAUUUCUCAGAAACAAAACCCAUUACAGAAAGAAGACCUUUCUCAGAAACAGGACACAACAAAGAGACACGACCCAUCACCGAUAAGAGAUCAAACACCAAAACAAGAUUUAAAACAGAAAGAUGACAUUUCUUGGAAACAAGACCCAGCACAGAAAGAAGCACAAUCUGAGAAACAAGACUCAAAGAAACAAGAUUCAGUACAGAAAGAAGCACAAUCUCAGAAACAAGACCCAGCACAGAAACAAGAUGAAACUCCAAAACAAAAUGUAAAACAGAAAGAUGACAUUUUUCAGAAACAAGACUUACUACUGAAAGAAAUAACAAGUAAGAAACAAGACCCAGCACAGAAACAAGAUGAAACACCAAAACAAGAUUUAAAACAGAAGGAUAGCAUUUGUCAGAAGCAAGACCCAUUACAGAAAGAAGACCUUUCUCAGAAACAGGACACAACAAAGAGACACGACCCAUCACUGAAAAGAGAUCAAACACCAAAACAAGAUUUAAAAAAGAAAGAUGAAAUUUCUUGGAAACAAGACCCAGCACAGAAAGAAGCACCAUCUGAGAAACAAGACUCAAAGAAACAAGAUUCAGUACAGAAAGAAGCACAAUCUCAGAAACAAGACCCAGCACAGAAACAAAAGGAAACACCAAAACAAGAUUUAAAACAGAAGGAUAGCAUUUGUCAGAAGCAAGACCCAUUACAGAAAGAAGACCUUUCUCAGAAACAGGACACAACAAAGAGACACGACCCAUCACUGAAAAGAGAUCAAACACCAAAACAAGAUUUAAAAAAGAAAGAUGAAAUUUCUUGGAAACAAGACCCAGCACAGAAAGAAGCACCAUCUGAGAAACAAGACUCAAAGAAACAAGAUUCAGUACAGAAAGAAGCACAAUCUCAGAAACAAGACACAGCACAGAAACAAAAGGAAACACCAAAACAAGAUUUAAAACAGAAGGAUAGCAUUUGUCAGAAGCAAGACCCAUUACAGAAAGAAGACCUUUCUCAGAAACAGGACACAACAAAGAAACAAGACCCAUCACUGAAAAGAGAUCAAACACCAAAACAAGAUUUAAAACAGAAAGAUGACACUUCUUGGAAACAAGACCCAGCACAGAAAAAAGCACCAUCUGAGAAACAAGACCCAGGACAGAAACAAGAUCAAACUUCAAAACAAGAUUUAAUACAGAAACAGAAAGAUGACAUUUCUCAGAAAGAAGACUCACUAGAGAGAGAAAAAUCGUGUCAGAAGCAAGACACAACAAAGAAACAAGACACAGCAGAGAAACAAGAUCAAAUACCAAAACAAGAUCUUAAACAUAUAUAUGACAUUUCUUGUAAACAAGGCCCAGCACAAAAAGAAACACCAUCUGAGAAACAAGACUCAAAAAAACAAGAAUCAGUACAGAAAGAGGCACAAUCUCAGAAACAAGACCAAGCACAGAAACAAGAUCAAACUGUAAAACAAGAUUUAACACAGAAACAAGAUGUAAAACAGAAAGAUGAUGUUUUUCAGAAACAAGAUCCACUACUGAAAGAAAUAACAUAUAAGAAACAAGACACACAACAGAAACAAGACCCAUCACAGAAACAAGAUGAAUUACCAAAACAAGAUUUAAAACAGAAAGAUUACAUUUCUUGGAAACAAGACCCAGCACAGAAAGAAACAUCAUCUGAGAAACAAGACUCAAAGAAACAAGAAUCAGUACAUAAAGAAGCACAAUCUCAGAAACAAGAUCCAGCACAGAAACAAGACCAAACUCCAAAACAAGAUUUAACACAGAAGCAAGAUGUAAAACAGAAAGAUGAUGUUUUUCAGAAACAAGAUCCACUACUGAAAGAAAUAACAUAUAAGAAACAAGACACACAACAGAAACAAGACCCAUCACAGAAACAAGAUGAAUCACCAAAACAAGAUUUAAAACAGAAAGAUAUAAUGUCUCAGAAACAUGACCCAUCACAGAAAGAGCUCUCUCAGAAACAGGACACAACAAAGAAACAAGACCCAUCACUGAAACAAGAUGAAACACCAAAACAAGAUUUAAAACAGAAAGAUAGCAUUUUUCAGAAACAAGACCCACUACUGAAAGAAAUAACAUGUAAGAAACAAGACACAAAACAGAAACAAGAUGAAACACCAAGACAAGAUGUAAAACAGAAGGAUGACAUUUCUCAGAAACAAGACCCACUGAAGAAAGAAAAAUCAGGUCAGAAACAUGACACAGAGGAGAAACAAGAUCAAAUACCAAAACAAGAUUUAACACAGAAACAAGAUGUAAAACAGAAAGACAUUUUUUUUCAGAAACAAGACCCACUCCUGAAAGAAUUACCAAGUAAGAAACAAGACCCAUCACAGAAACAAGACCCGGCACAGAAAAAAGAUCAAACACCAAAACAAGAUUUAAAACAGAAAGAUAGCAUUUGUCAGAAACAAGACCCAUUACAGAAAGAACUCUCUCAGAAACAGGACACAACAAAGAAACAAGACCCAUCCCAGAAACAAGAUCAAACACCAAAACAAGAUUUAAAACAGAAAGAUGACAUUUCUCAGAAACAAGACCCACUACAGAAAGAAAAAUCAUCUCAGAAACAUGACACAGCAGAUAAACAAGAUCAAAUACCAAAACAAGAUCUUAAACAGAAAUAUGACAUUUCUUGGAAGCAAGACCCAGCACAGAAAGAAGCACCAUCUGAGAAACAAGACUCAAAAAAACAUGAAUUAGUACAGAAAGAAGCACAAAAUCAGAAACAAGACCCAGCACAGAAACAAGAUCAAAAAGAGGAUCAGAAAAUUAAACAGAAACAAGAUUUAAAGCAAAAAGAUGACAUUUCUGAAAAACAAGACCCAGCACAUAAGCAAGACCAAUCUCAGCAUAAAGAUCAGACUCUGAAAGAAGACCCAAAACAGAAACAAGACUCAUCUAAAAAACAAGAUACCGAGCAUAAGCAAAACCAAACACAAAAACAAGACAUUUCUCUCAAAGAAGAUCUAACAUGGAAAUGGGACACAACACAGAUACAAGAAACAUCUCAAGAACAAGACCCUGCAAAGCAGCAAAUACCAAAGCAGAUACAGGAUCAACUACAGAAACAAGAUUUAAAACAGAAAGAAUUAUUUAAAAAGCAAGACCAGACACAGAAACAAGGACAAUCAUAUGAAGAAGACAAAACUCAGAAGGAAGAUCAAUCUAAAAAACAAGACAUUUUUCUGAAACAGGAUCCAACACAGCAUCAAGAUGUUUAUGAGAAACAAGACUCACCCCAAAAAGAAGAACCCAGACAGAAACAAGAGCCAUUUCAGAAAGAAAACUUAACUCUGAAGCAAAAACAAGCAGAGAAAAAAGAUAUUCCCCCGAAAGAAGACCUAACACAUAAAACAGAUUUAACAUGGAAAUAUGAUAAAACACAGACCCAAGAACCAUCUCAACAUGAUUCAACACAGAAACAAGGACCAUCUGAUAAACAGGACACAACUCAAAAGGAAGAUCAUACCCAGAAACAGGAUCCAAUACAGAAACAAGAUAAAUCUCAGAUACAGGACACAACUCAGAAUCAAGCUCAAACAAAAAAACAAGGUCAAACUCAUAAACAAGACAUUUCUCAGAAACAAGAUCUAACACAGAAGCAAGAACUAUCUCAGAAUCCAGAACAAACACAAUAUCAGCAUCCGACACAGAAGCAAGAAGCAUCACGUAAACCAGAUUCAGCUCAAGAUAAAAACCAACCACAAAAACAAGACAGUUCCUGGAAGCAAGAUCCAAAACAAAAGCAAGAUCCAACAUGGAAAUAUUGUGCAACACAGACACAAGAACUAUCUCAAAAACAGGACCCCACACAGAAACACGAUCUACAAAAGAAACAGGAUUCAAAACAGAAAGAAGACAUUUCUCAAACACAAGACCCAUAUCAGAAAAAAGACUCAUCUAAGAAACAGGAUUGUUUAAAAGAAUCAUCUCAGACACCAGACACCGCCCAGAAAGAAUACCAAAAACUUGCAACAGUGACACAAGAAACAACACAAAAACAAGAUCAAUCCCAGAAAGAAGACACUAUACAGAAUCAAGAGUCAUCGUGCAAAUAUGAUAUCACUGGGAAACAAGACCCAUCUGAGAAACAAGUUCCAACACCAAAACAUGACCCAAACAAAAAACAAGAUGAAACACAGAAACAAGACCCAGCAUUGAAACAAGAUGUCACAUGGAAACCUGACACAAUACAAAAACACAAACUAUUUGAAAGUCAAGAAGGCAUUUCUCAUAAACAAACCCCACCACAGUCACCAGAUCCAUUUCAGAAGGAAGACACAACUCAGAUUCAAGACAUUCCUCUGAAACAACACCCACUCAAGAAACAAAAUGAAAAUCAGAUCGAAAACUUAUCUCAGACACAACAUCACACAUCCACACAAGACCAAACACAGAAACAAGACCUAAAAUGUAAAUCAGAUGCAGCACAAAAGCAAGACCCAAUUCAGGUGCAAGACCCAACAAAAAAAUACGAUCCACCACAGAAGCAAAAUCAGAGUGAAGAGACGACAACAAAGAAAACGGAAUGCCGUGAAACACAUUAUGUAUUUCAAACGCAAGACAAUUUACCACAUGAUCAUAUGCAGAAACCACAAGAUGUAAAAGGAGAACAGAUGUUCCAAAUGCCUCAACAAUCAUCACAUUCUGUGGAGCACUGGCAGUGGCAUGAAGUAAGUUUACCUUCCAGUUAUUACCAAGUACACAAAUUAGAACACAAGCAACCCCAGCAAUCAGUCCACGAAAAGGUAAACACAUCUUGGCCUGUGAAUGAGCAGCAGUUUUACACAAAUUUGAAUCCUGGUGCUAGUUUAAUGCAUCAAGAUAAUGUGCAGCAGCAACAAAAGAAGGAACAGACACGCACAGAAAAUCCACUAUAUGCUCUCUCACAGCAGUCUCCAAAACUACUAAGGAACCGUGAGUCUGUCCAGCACACCGUGACUGAAUCUUGGCAUUCCACCACACCUCAACAGCCUUCACUGAAACCAGAAGAAAAAUGCAACAUCCAGCAAAACCCCUCUGCCCAAGGAGCACAAGGCAAAAUGCAAACAAGUACCUCCUCAGACACACAAACAAGUCCUACAUCAAAGGAGGAAAAAACAAAAUCGAGCCAAAAAGGCUUCAAAUGGCCAUGGCAGUGAUCACCCAUCUAUAGGUAACUGAAUUUGUGGUAUCUCAACCUGCCACCUAUUAUUUAAUAAACGCUCUAUCUUCAAGUUGGCUUACCAAAGCUAGUAGCAGUAUCAACUCUUGUUCUCAAUGUUAAAAUAAAUAAUGUUGCUUAUUUGAUUAAAGAUUCCAAAAGCCAGUCCUAAAGACCCCAGUAGACAUAGUUUUCAUUUUCUCAUUGUUUGAGCAGAUAUAACCUAGUCUGAAUGCCUCUGACAUUGACUGACCUGCCUUUUAUUUUGGUAUGACACCCUUUUCUAAUAGUGCUGACUAAGACAAACACAAUUAUGUACAAACAGUACCUUCUGUCCUAAUUAAAACAGGAACAUGCUCUUGUACUAAUAUCGUAAUGUAAACUUUUCCAUACUAGGAGAUAUCACAUGAAUAUUUUAUUUUAUGAAUGCACUAAAAUGUAAAGAAUUGCAAAAGACUUGAUAUAGCAGUAGAAAGAGGGAAGUGCUUGUGCCAUUGUACAGAACACUGGUGAGGCCUCACUUGGAGUAUUGUACGCAGUACUGGAGACCGUAUCUUCAGAAGGAUAUUGAUACCUUAGAGAGAGUUCGGAGAAGGGCUACUAAACUUGUUCAUCGAUUGCAGGAUAAAACUUACCAGGAAAGGUUACAGGAUCUUAACAUGUAUAGCUUGGAGGAAAGACGAGACAGGGGUGAUAUUAUUAUUAUUACUGGUAUUUAUAUAGUGCCAGCAUAUUCCAUAGCGCUUUACAAUGUUAUCAAAGGGGGGGGGGGAGGGAGUUAACAAUAAAUGAGACAAUUACAAAAAUUUACACGAACAAUAGGUUGAAGAGGACCCUGCUCAAACGAGCUUACAAUCAAUAGGAGAUGGGCGUAAAACACAACAGGACAGAAGGUAGAAAUCAAACAAGGUGGAGUGAAGCAGAGCUGGAGGAGACUGCCCUUUAGGAGACAGUAAAGGACAGCUUUGUGAGGUAGAGGUUACUCUGGGAGGCAAUAAGCUUUCCUAAAGAGUUGGGUUUUGAGGCACUUUUUAAAUGAUUGAAGACCAGGGGAGAGCUUGAUGGUCGUAGGCAGGCUAUUCCAAAGGAAAGGAGGCACCUGCGAGAAGUCCUGCAAGCGUGAGUUGGCUGUACGGGUGUGAGCAGCAGACAGGAGAAGGUCAUGGGCAGAGCGGAGAGACCGAGAAGGGGCAUACCUGCGGAUCAGUUCAGAAAUAUAGGAGGGGCUAGAAUUGGUCAGUGAUUCAUAGGUGUGGAUUAGCACCUUGAAUUGACUUCUAUAGGGUAGAGGAAGUCAAUGUAAGGACUGACAGAGUGGAGAGGUGUGAGAGGAGCGACAGGAGAGGAAAAUCAGUCUAGCUGCAGCAUUCAUUACAGACUGUAGCGGGGCAAUACGACUUGUGGGAAGACCUGUUAGGAGAGAGUUACAAUAAUCCAUGCGAGAGAUUACUAGAGCAUGGACAAGCUCCUUAGUAGCAACUUGUGUAUGAAAGGGGCAGAUGCAGGCUAUGUUUUUAAGGUGGAAUCUACAGGACUUGGUAACAGACUGGAUGUGAGGCUCAAAUGUGAGGCCAGAAUUAAGUAUAACACCAUUUGAUAGAAACAUUUAAAUACAUAAAGGUAAUCAACACAGUAAAGGAGGAGACUAUAUUUAAAAGAACAAAAACUACCACAACAAGAGGACAUUGCCUUAAAUUAGAGGGGCAAAAGUUUUAAAAUAAUAUCAGUUAGUAUUACUUUACUGAGAGGGUAGUAGAUGCAUGGAAUAGCCUUCCAGCUAAAGUGAUAGAGGUUAACACAGUGAGAGAGUUUAAGUAUGCAUGGGAUAGGCAUAAGGCUAUUCUAGACUUAAGAUAAGGCCAGGGAAUAAUGAAAGUAUUUCAAAAAUUGGGCAGACUAGAUGGGCCGAAUGGUUCUUAUCUGCCAUCGCAUUCUGUUUCUAUUUUUCUAUAUAUCCUGGUUCCCACAUUGCUGUAGUUGACUGAGAGGUUACAGCUUGUGAAUUGCUAUUGUAUAUCAUUCUCUCUGGAUAUAUAUUUUUAAUGCUCCUAAAACUGUGUCCAGUUCUUACCUUCUAUUUUAUUGUGUCAUAUUUUUAUGAUCACACUUAUAUCAUCCGUAACUCUUCGUUUAUGGGAUUUGACUAUUACAAAUAUACAGAAUAUUUAAGAACAAUUCAUGAAUUGACAGAUACUCUAAGACUAAUGUAACACUCCAAAAUGAUUUGGCAAGUUAGUAUAUUGAAGUAGCUCUGUCAGUUCAUAAUUCAAGGCAUUGGCUUCUGAAAACCAUUUUGUUUGAAUUAUUUUCUCCAAACACAUAAAGAUUCUACAAUCUACUAAAUAUAAUGGAUUUGGGAAUCCUUAUUGCAGUAUAUGUUUUUACCUGGGUGACUAACCUAAAACACCAACAUAGUUAUAUACUAAAAUGUGAAUUGUCAGGAACUGAAAGUGAAUUCAAACUGAAUUUCAAAGUUUGGGCCAAAACAGACGAAUUAGAAAAAAAAAUCCAUAUUUUUAAAUUAUUAUUUUUUUUGGCUUAAAAUUUUAAACUCACUCUGAAUUCCUGACAAUUCCCACUUUAGUAAAUAUCUGUCAAUAUUGCAUCAUAUGCUGUGUUUCUAUAUUAAAUAGUUACGUUUCUGGAUAUUUUAUCUAGUAAUAUAUAGAUAUCCUUUUAAUGAACAAUGAUUUAUAUUGGUAUCUUUAUUUUUCUCUAGGUAUAUCUGGACCUACUUUUAGAACCCUAAACUAUCUUAUAUCUCAACAACUAUACAAGAAUUUAAUGUGGUGGUGUUCUUACUUAUAGCCAAGCACAAACUUAUUGUUGCAGUUAUGGUGCAAGAAGUGUUUUGAUAAAAAGCUUGAAAUCAGCCAAUGCUUGGGCCCUCUACUGGCACGAGUUUGUUUUGUAUGCAGUCUGUAUUAGCUUGCUUGUUUUCUUCUUCUAAUAAAGCAAAUUACCCAUGUUGGUAAACCAAUAAUAAACCUUAAUGUGUG
This is a messenger RNA of Pelobates cultripes (western spadefoot toad), 16783 nucleotides long. The record is from the annotation of a GenBank genome assembly. NCBI's taxonomy places the organism in Eukaryota, Metazoa, Chordata, Amphibia, Anura, Pelobatidae.